Molecule: messenger RNA, 1467 nt
Organism: Eutrema salsugineum
Lineage: Eukaryota; Viridiplantae; Streptophyta; Magnoliopsida; Brassicales; Brassicaceae
Exons: 2
Coding region: 1-1467 (488 amino acids)
Source: RefSeq, a predicted model, not a curated record
AUGGAGAAGACUUUGAUAGAGCCAAUAGGAGUGAGAGUUCAAGCAGGGAUCAAAGCCAACCCACAAGACCAAGUUUACCCUAGUUCUCAAGCUCCACAGAAUUUUGUUCCCAAUAACAACUUCCAAGGGUCCUUUCAACCAAAGAAUCAGUUUGUUCAGAAUCAGGGUUACAGUCAGCAUCAGCAGCAACCAGUGCAGGGUUCUAGUUUCAGUUCACAGCAGCAGCCAAAAGCACCACCAGGGUUUGGACAAACACAGUUUCAGCAUCAGUUUCAGUCAGCACCGGUUAACCAGCAGCAUCAGAUGGGGCCAGAUAUGGUUGGGAUUCUACAACAGCUGCUUCAGGGUCAACAAAUGUUUGCAAGUCAGUAUGCAUCUAUGCAGCAGCACAUAAUGGAGCUGAAACAGAAUCAGGCAUCCACUUCAAGAAGCCAAGGUGGCUUACCUGGUAAGCCUGAACCAAACCCAAAGGAGUAUGCUAAAGCCAUUACAUUGAGAAGUGACAAAGAGCUACCAGGUAUAGAGCACAACAAUGUGAUCAUUGAGGACAAUGAUCAAAUUAGUGGGGAGGCAGCCCCAAGGGAUGACCAAGAAGCUGAAAGAUCAAAGAAAGGGAAGGAAAAAGAGGUGGAAAAGCCAUCAGAACCAGAAAAGCCUUAUGUUCCACCACCUCCCUAUCAACCUAAGCUCCUAUAUCCAAGAAGAUUCAAGAAGCAGAUUGUAGAUAAAGCAAAUGCACUCUUUGAGAAGACUCUUAAUGAGACACCUCUUACAAUGCCUCUCAUUGAAGCAUUUCUAAUGAUGCCAAAGCUGGGUAAGUUCUUAAAAGAAGUUAUCCUGAACAAGACUAAAGAGCUUCAAGGUAUGGUGGUAUUGAGUCAUGAGUGCAGUGCCAUUAUUCAGAGAAAGUCAAUUCCAAGGAAGUUAACUGAUCCUGGGAGCUUCACUCUCUCUUGUGCUAUAGGACCUUUGAUGUUUGCUGGAUGUCUUUGUGACUUGGGUGCAUCAGUCAGCUUAAUGCUAUUCUCUGCAAGAAAACUGGGGUAUAGAACCUUCAAACCAGCAAAGAUUUCACUUGUUCUUGCUGAUAGAUCUGUGAGGUUGCCUAUUGGGAUGCUAGAAGAUCUACCAGUGAAAAUAGGAGGUUUCGAAGUGCCUACUGACUUUAUGGUUCUAGAAAUGGUUGAGGAACCAGUUGACCCUCUUAUUUUGGGCAAGCCAUUCUUAGCCACAGCAGGAGGAAUCAUUGAUGUAAGAAAAGGCAUAAUUGAGCUGCAACUUGGUUCUGAAAGGCUGAAGUUUGAUGUUAAUGAAAUGAUGAAGAAGCCAACAAUAGAAGGGCAGGUUUUCUAUGUUGAGACCAUGGAUGAGCUUGCUGAUGAGCUCCUAGAAGAGUUAAACACAGAAGAUUAUCUUCAGAUAGCUUUAACAAAGGAGCAUGGAGAUCAUGGCUAUCUUGAGGAUUAA